UCAAAAUCAAUCGUUUGUGCAAAAAAAAAAAAUAUUUAUUAUAGUAUUAAAUAUAAAAUUAAGGCGACUGGCGCGAAAUAUUGAUUUCACAUAAAAAUGAUUGAGAUUGAAAAAAAAGCAUCGACCCGCUCAGCGAAUAAAGCGAAUUGCGUGUCGAAAACAACAGUUUACAAAACGAAAGCUGGAAAAUGCCAACGUCCCAGUCCCAACGGAGUGCUCCAUCGUAAUCCAUAUUUAAAUUUCCUACGUGAAUUUCGCCUUCGCAAUGGUCAUCUCCCUGCGGUGGAAAUUAUUCGACGCGGCGCCAAGGAGUGGAAGAAUAUGCCCAAAGAGGACAAGGCGCAGUUUAUAGAAGAGGCCUUUUAUGCACCCAAGAAAAAAAGACGAUCCCCAAUGGUGCCUGUGCAUAAAGCACCGAUGAACUUGAUUCCAUACCUUGGAAAAUGUGGCGUAGUAUGUCCCAAAGUGAACCCAUGUGCAAAAAAACGACGCAGAAAAUCGAGAAAAUCAAGGUGUGGGCGCAAGCGAAGGCCAAAGAAGAGGCGUUGCGCUAAAAAACGUAAACCCAAGUGUAGACGUUGACAAUAACGCCCUUGAUUUUGAAUUCACAAAUU
Molecule: messenger RNA, 614 nt
Organism: Anastrepha ludens (Mexican fruit fly)
Lineage: Eukaryota; Metazoa; Arthropoda; Insecta; Diptera; Tephritidae
Exons: 2
Coding region: 97-582 (161 amino acids)
Biological process (GO): spermatogenesis; sperm DNA condensation
Source: RefSeq, a predicted model, not a curated record